AUGCACACCACAGCUCAAUUGGAUAACCACGAGUUGGAUGAAUCGCCAGCCCAAGCGCAAGCGCAGGCACAGAAACGCUCCAACUCCGGCAUGAUCUUUCGCAUCGAGCAGUUGCUGCCGGGCAGCGUGACCUCAGCGCCAGCCACAACGACAGCCACUACAACAGCAACCACAACGACGACAGCAACAUAUGAGAGCAGGGAACCAGCUGCCAAGCGUAUGCGCUCCAAUCUUCGACCCGGUGUUUACACCGCCCAAUACACGCCAAAGGACACGUGCUCGAAUGGCGUGGCAACAGUCAGUUUGCUCAGUUGCAUGGCCACGCCCACGCCCAGCGAUGUGCACGCCCACUGCGAGCUGUUGAACGGUGAACUGGCCGUGUCGGCAACGCUUCUCAGGCAGAUCAAACUCUCCGAGGACAUAUACAGCUUCAAUGCGUUGUUCGAGCUGCACGCGGGUCAAUUGCGCAUACGCCUAGUGCGCGAUGUGGCACGUGACGAUGAAAUUGUCGCCUGGUUCGGCGAAGAGCUUGUGCUGCUUAUGAGCAUUCCCUUUCUCACGCCAUUGAACAUACAAGGCAACAAUCGCUACACUUGCCACUUGUGUCAUCUCACCUUUGAGACGCCGCAUCCAUUGAAGAUACAUUUAGCUCUCAGUUGUGGUCGCAGUGUAAUGGACUUGCUCUGGAUGCGAUUGCAUUACGCGCUUAAGUCAGCCACACGUUCAGCAGCCACGCCCACCACUUUAACUCUAUCGCCUCCGCCUGCAACUUCCACAUCCACCUCUUCGGCAUCCCCCACACGCACGCCACCUCCGCCUCCAACAACACUGUCAGCACCUACACGCUUCUCCGCCUUUCGACCCAUGAGCUCGUUGCCUUCAUUAUCACUGCCGAUGGCCAGCACUCAAGCCACAGCCUCUGCCACACUCUCCUAUCUGCCCUCCAUUUCCAUGGCAGCUCCACUAGCUGGGCAUCCGAUGAAUGCGGCCGCGCAGAUCGAGGCAAUUGUCAGCAAUAUGGGUGCCUCCAAGCAGGGUCAUCUGUGCAUCUACUGCGGCAAGGUUUAUUCCCGAAAGUAUGGCCUCAAGAUUCACAUACGCACUCACACAGGUUUCAAGCCACUCAAGUGCAAGUUCUGCCUGCGUCCCUUCGGUGAUCCCAGCAAUCUGAACAAACAUGUGCGCUUACAUCUACAAACUCAGCCCUCGGGCAGUGGUGAAAUGGAUAUCAAUGUCGAUGACGAGCCAGAGCCCGGUUUCCAGUGUCAAUUGUGCCACAAAACAUUGGCACGUGCGAGAGAUUUGCAGCGGCAUAUGGAAACGAGACAUGGCGGCACUUCAACGCAUUCAACUAGCAGCACAGCGACGGCAACGACAGCAACAGGCAAUCAGAGCUGA
This is a messenger RNA of Drosophila nasuta, 1398 nucleotides long. It is a transcript of the gene Prdm13, whose product is annotated as PR/SET domain 13. The transcript has 2 exons. Bases 1 to 1398 code for a protein of 465 amino acids. Gene Ontology annotation, biological process: regulation of gene expression. NCBI's taxonomy places the organism in Eukaryota, Metazoa, Arthropoda, Insecta, Diptera, Drosophilidae. Gene Ontology annotation, cellular component: nucleus. The record is from RefSeq and is a predicted model, not a curated record.